GCUUAGGGCCCGGGAGGCGCUGUUUGGACUGAGGGGCGUGGCUUUGAGUCCCUGCAGCGGGGAGCUGGACUCAUCGAGGGCGGGGCCUAGAGGAGAGGGGUGGCGCUCAAUUAGGAUCGCGGGUUAGGGCUGACAGCGACUCUGCCGUCGCGGCCGGGCGGGGCCUAGCGGGAAGGGGCGGAGCUUAGGGCCCGUCCUGCGGGGACGCGGUCAUCAGAGCCGGUGGGCCGGCCGGAGGCCAGAGGGGCGGACAGCGGGGACGGCGGGGCGGCGCCGUGUCCGCCGCCAUGACAGAUCAGACUUACUGUGACCGCCUGGUGCAGGACACACCGUUCCUGACAGGCCAGGGGCGCCUGAGUGAGCAGCAGGUGGACAGAAUCGUCCUUCAGCUGAACCGCUACUACCCACAGGUGCUCACCAACAAGGAGGCCGAAAAGUUCCGGAACCCCAAGGCAUCGCUGCGCUUGCGGCUCUGUGACCUCCUGAGCCACCUGCAGCGGAGCGGUGAGCGGCAUUGCCAGGAGUUCUACCGAGCCCUGUACAUCCACGCCCAGCCCCUGCACGGCCACCUGCCCAGCCGCCACACCCUGCAGAACUCAGAUUGUACAGAGCUUGACUGGGGCAGCGAGAACCACGGGCUGAGUGACAGGGGACCCAUGAGCUUCCUGGCUGGCCUCGGCCUGGCCGCCGGCCUUGCCCUACUGCUGUACUGCUGCCCUCCAGACCCCAAGGUGCUGCCAGGGACCCGGCGCAUCCUCGGCUUCUCACCAGUCAUCAUCGACAGGCAUGUCAGCCGCUACCUCCUGGCCUUCCUAGCAGACAACCUCGGCGGGCUAUGAUGGACCCAGACGGCAGGCCUCGCCCACUGUCCAACCAAAGAAUAGCCCCACUGCCUGCCAAGGGGCUGGCAUUUCUUUUCCUAAAUGUUUCCUUUUCAUUAUUUAUAAUUUCUCUGCAAAGCACAUCACCUUCACCCUACAAGGUGCUUGAUGACAGUAAACGCUGAGUCCUCUCCA
Molecule: messenger RNA, 1016 nt
Organism: Heterocephalus glaber (naked mole-rat)
Lineage: Eukaryota; Metazoa; Chordata; Mammalia; Rodentia; Bathyergidae
Gene: Card19
Product: caspase recruitment domain family member 19
Cellular component (GO): mitochondrion
Source: RefSeq, a predicted model, not a curated record